CAGGACGCAAGAUUGCAUCGCUGCCAAACGGUAUGAAGUGAUAUUGUCGCUGCAGCACUACUCUGCAAUUCGCUGGAGAGUCCAGCGACGCGACAAUUUCUGGCGACGUCAAAAGAACUGUCAUUCUUAGUUUUGACAUUUUAGAACUGAUGGACGUCAUUGAAUUGAAAAAGAAAAAAAUAUAACUGAACAACAAAAACAUUCACAAAACAUCGAUUGAUUUACAACAUCGUGUGGAAUUAAAGUCAAGAUGACAAACGUUGUACUCCAUGCAGUCCAGAGGCUCCAAGCGAAUACAAAUACCGUGUAUCAUGCGUUGUAUGGACACUAUUAUUUGGGUAUAUCCAAAAAGGAUCUUGCGAAAAUCUACGGUAAAAGCCAAUCUACCAUAUAUUCUUGGUUUCGUAAGUUUGAGAAAGAGGGUGUAUACCAGCGGAAGAAACGUGCUCAAGUUUACAAAAUGUUUCGAGUGGAAAUGAGGAUAUGGUUGGUUCAGUUAUACCAAAAGCAUCCAUUAUUAUUUUUGGAUGAAGCUAAAGAGAGAUCCCAGAAGCAAUUUAAAAUCAAUAUCAGCGUGUCAUCGAUUUGCUCCAUUUUACAUGAAGCCGGACUCUCAUGGAAGACUGUUGAAAGGAGAGCGAUGCAAAUUAGGGAAGAAGAGAUUGUGAGAUUUAUGCGAGAACUUCUGGCAAUUCCCUGGGAUAUCUACAACUUAGUUUUCCUUGAUGAAGUCAGUUUCGACAAUCGGGACAUGUUACGCUGGAAGGGGUAUGGUGUUGUGGGGCAAAAAGUGAUCUACAGCGGUGAGUUUUGUCGCCGCCCACGUUUAUCAUUCUUGUGCUUUCUUGGAGUUGAAGGCAUUAUAGACAGCUUUUGGACUGAUGGAACAUUCAAUCGCGUUAAAUUUUUUGAAUGUUGUCGAGAAUUUGCACUACGAAAUCCAAAAGUUCGUCAGUACCCAGGAUGCUAUUCGGUUUGGAUACUAGAUGGCGCAAAAAUUCAUUGCGAUGCAAAUAUCAUUCGGUAUUUGCGAUCGAUUGGCAUUAUUCCCAUAUUCCUUCCGGCGUACUGUCCCUUUUUUAAUCCUAUUGAGAUCGUUUUUGGUUUUGUCAAAAAACAUUUGCAAAGAAGACACCAAGAAAACACUCCAAUAAUGGGUGAUGUCUGCGAUGCAAUGAGCUUUUUCAAACAAUAUUCCUGCCAAAAACUUUUUGCUCAUUGUGGUUACUUUCCUGGAGGACAUUUUUAUCCUGAGAAGGGACUGCAACAAAAUCCAAGCGAUUUAGGCUUAAGUGUAAUUCCUGAGUGACUUUAUCACAAUA
Aedes aegypti (yellow fever mosquito) is the source of this 1322-nucleotide messenger RNA. RefSeq lists its product as uncharacterized. The record is from RefSeq and is a predicted model, not a curated record. The coding region runs from base 251 to 1309 and encodes 352 amino acids. The transcript has 2 exons. NCBI's taxonomy places the organism in Eukaryota, Metazoa, Arthropoda, Insecta, Diptera, Culicidae. Gene Ontology annotation, molecular function: nucleic acid binding.